Messenger RNA from Exophiala xenobiotica, 1480 nucleotides. RefSeq lists its product as uncharacterized. The coding region runs from base 183 to 1232 and encodes 349 amino acids. Gene Ontology annotation, cellular component: perinuclear region of cytoplasm; Golgi apparatus; endoplasmic reticulum. Lineage: Eukaryota; Fungi; Ascomycota; Eurotiomycetes; Chaetothyriales; Herpotrichiellaceae. Gene Ontology annotation, biological process: ubiquitin-dependent protein catabolic process; vacuolar transport; metal ion transport. The transcript is spliced from 3 exons. The record is from RefSeq and is a predicted model, not a curated record.
GAAACUCACCCUACAGUGGUAUUCUCUCGCCUAACAACCACCAUCUUCCACUCCCUUCCAGUCCUCGUCCUACGACUACUCAUCUCCUAAAUCCCUCUCUACCUUUGUCGCAGCCGGUCAUCGGUGACUGAUUUCUCGACUACGCUGCGACUGCGACACAUCUGGUGAAGCGCAGGCCUGCGAUGGCCCCUCAGCGAUAUGAAGCGGUGAACACACACGACAAUGAAAACUAUUCUCCUCUUUCUCCAGACGCUCACCAUGGCGUUCCUUCCUCACCUCCUCCAUCCUUCCACUCUAGAGCAUCUUCACCCACAGGCCGCCGCCUGUUGAACCAAGAUCCCCUCUCUACGGAAGCCGAUCGAGACCUUGAAGACACCUUUGACGAUGGAGAAGCGUCCGAUGAAGAAAACGAUGGUGACGACAGACAGCGAUUGAUGAGAGCCGAACCACCAACCGCAAGACAUGAUGCGAUGUCCCCACGAAUCCCGGCUGUCGACGCACCACCGGUGCCUACAAUUGAGCGUAGGGUGACGGAGCUUCCGGCUUUCAGGCCAAUGCCGACGUCUGCUCGAGCGACAGAUGGUGUUUUCGCAAAUUUGUCGGCAAAGCCAGAAAGAGGUGAACAACUCGAUGACAAACCACCCACAUAUGAACAAGCUGCCGCCGAUGCGACUCCUCCAUACUGGGAGACCACGAUACUAGCUCCCGGCAUGUCAUCUGACGAGGUCUACGUUGAUGGUCUUCCUGUCGGAUCCGUUUUCUCCUUCGUAUGGAAUGGCAUGAUUUCCAUGUCUUUCCAACUUGUCGGCUUUCUCCUUACCUAUCUUCUUCACACUACACAUGCAGCAAAACAUGGCAGUCGAGCCGGGUUGGGAUUAACUCUGGUUCAAUACGGCUUUUAUAUGACUGGCUCUAGUGAUGGUGGUCAAGAUACAGGCAAUCCUGGACAGUUCUCGAAUUCAUCACCACCGGAUCCGAACAGCCAUGAUUUCGACCCCAAUACUGUCGAUGGAUCAGGAAAUCAAGCUUCAGGAAGGCACGGCAUGGGAGGAUUCACGAGCGCGGAUUGGAUAUCGUACGUUUUGAUGAUUGUUGGCUGGUUUAUCCUUAUCAGGGCUGUCUCGGACUUUUUACGAGCCAGACGGCAUGAACAGUUGGUUUUGCAGAGCCCGAGUCGAGGCCUUCCUGUACCUGUAGUUGCUGAGGGUGAGACUCCCGAGCAGGCUGCAUGAGGUAUGGAGUUGUUGAAUUAUACCAUUUUCCUACUUUUCGAUAUCCGGUCAUGUGUGCCUGACGAUCCGCACAAAACCAGGAGUGACAUUGGUUCCAGGCAAUCUGACAUGCGCUGGCCAAGUAUACGAUCUUGAUCGUUGUUUCGUGUGUUUGAUUUCGAGUAGCUCUUGAUCCGUUUGAUCUACGAAGGGUUCACCUAUUGCUUGAGGUGGGAACAAACAAGAUUGCAAUGAUAACGUGCUUCGUC